Dalotia coriaria is the source of this 2861-nucleotide messenger RNA. RefSeq names its product GTP-binding protein 2. Gene Ontology annotation, biological process: translational elongation. The record is from RefSeq and is a predicted model, not a curated record. Gene Ontology annotation, molecular function: GTPase activity; GTP binding; translation elongation factor activity. NCBI's taxonomy places the organism in Eukaryota, Metazoa, Arthropoda, Insecta, Coleoptera, Staphylinidae.
AUCGUGACCUUGACGUCAGCCGCUUGAAAUGUCAACAUCAGCACCUCGGAAGUGUAUCACCACCGAUUUCGCUGCGUUUUGUUGCUAGGAAUCGGCGGCCGCAAUAAUUUCGACAAUGUGAUGCAAACGCGCCGGUGUGCGAGAGUGUGCAGUGUCUCAGCAGGCAGUGGCAGCGGCUAAAAUUAGCGGCGAGCCGCGAAUAGAACUUGGCGCGCUGUCCGCACCAAUCGGCCGCCAUCCAAACAUCCACGCGUGUAAACAAUAAUAAAAACAGGUGAGCGACGCUCACAAAUCGCACACCAAAUCAUCAUCAUCACGACGCCAGGACUCCGAGAUCCGCGGGCUUUUGUUUGCGCCCAGUCGUCUCACAGUUACGUGCUGAUUGUUCGUGAUCAUUCGUGAUUAUUAGCGCUUCACGCAGCGACGGAAACUGCACUGGACACAACUACAAAUUAAACUGCAUUAAACAAGAUGGAGUCGUUUCUGGGCUUGUUUGAUCCGGGCGCAGACGAUGCACACAUGGAUGAUGACAUCGAUGACUUGGAUGACGAUAUUUUGCGCAAUGCUACACUCACGCAUGGUGAUCAAUCGAAACUGCCGCCGGAACCACAGCUUGGGAAUAUCGAGUACAAAUUGAAGAUUGUGAAUCCUACAAAGCAACGGUUUCAACAUUUAGUGACACAGAUGAAAUGGCGAUUACGGGAGGGACAAGGCGAAGCAAUUUAUCAAAUCGGCGUCGAGGACAACGGCGUCCUCACAGGAUUACCGCUCAAAGAAAUGAAAGACAGUUUGCAGACUUUAGAACAGAUGGCAAUCAAGUUGGACGCCACGACGACAAUCAUCCGCAAUCGCUGUUUGGAUAAUGGGAAACACGUUUGUGAAGUUCUAGUCAGAAAAGUACCUGAUGAUCAAAACAACAUAGAAAUACGUGUAGCAGUAUUAGGAAACGCCGACGCUGGUAAAUCAACACUCCUAGGCGUGUUGACCCAGGGAACUUUAGAUAAUGGCCGAGGGAAAGCACGUUUGAAUAUGUUUAGGCACUUGCACGAAGUGCAAAGCGGCCGGACGAGUUCAAUCAGUCACGAGAUCCUCGGUUUCAACUCGAAAGGCAAUGUAAUUAAUUACAGUUACAGUGAGUUGAUGACUGCCGAAGAGAUCUGCGAUGUCUCGACGAAGUUGGUUACGUUUUUGGACUUGGCUGGGCAUAGGAAGUAUCUACGGACGACAAUUCAAGGAUUGUCGGGAUAUUCACCACAUCACGCUAUGCUUGUGAUUUCUGGCACUGCUGGAGCUGUAGGGAUGACACAAGAACAUCUGAGUAUUGCAAUGGCUCUAAAUGUGCCAUUUUUCAUUGUUAUCACGAAAAUUGACUUGGCAUCUUGUGAUGCGACGCUUGAAAGUGCGCAAACUCUGCUAAAACAAGCCGGUAGCUGCCGCGUGCCUCUGAUUGUCAAUAGUAUUGACGACGUGAUCACCGCUUGUUCCAAUCAGUUGAGUCAAAACAUCGUGCCCAUAUUUUGCGUGUCCAGCGUGACAGGUAAAGGUCUCGAUCUUCUUUUGAAAUUCCUCCACAUCCUUCCACCCGGUGUGAGCGCUAAGGAAAAGCGUCUUGAACAAGAAUCACCAGAGUUUCAAAUCGAUGAGAAUUUCCGCGCUGGUGAUGAUCGCAUCUUUGGCGGAUUACUCACCAAAGGUGUUAUCACUGAAGGCAUGCGCAUGCAAAUCGGGCCGAUUAAAGAUGGCUCCUUUCAAAAAGUGACAAUCAAGUCGAUUCAACGCAAUAGAGUUCCGUGUAGAGUUGUUAGAGCGGGCCAGAGCGCGUCGAUUUCAUUAACGCCGCAUGUUGAUUACGUCCGGAAUGGAAUGGUGAUGAUAUCGGAUGAUGAGGAGGAGAUGAUGGGCUGCAUGUACUUUCAGGCGUCGAUAUCGGUGUUGUCACACACGACGCCAUUGCAUUCAGGAUUUCAGACGACAGUUUACAUCGGGAAUAUUCGACAAACCGCGCAGAUUCUCGGUAUUUUUGGGAUGAAUUCCAUUCAGACUAAUGAUAAUGCAUCGGUGGUGUUCAAAUUCAAGAGUCAUCCGGAGUUUGUGUCUGUUGGACAGCGUUUACUGUUUCGGGAGGGAUGUACGAAGGGUAUUGGGGAAGUUACACAGAUAUUUCCAUUCGCGAAUGCAUAAAAAGUUUAUUAUUAUUCAUUUGACAUAUAAUUUGACAGAAAACAUGUCAAAAUCUAAAAAUUUGACAGUUCUCAUCGAGUUUUCUUAUAAAUGAGGUUAAAAUGAUUCUAAUUCAUUGAAUUUUUACUUAAUUUGUUCUUCGAAAGAAGAUUUGCAUAUUUAUUUCGAUGAAAACAAGUCCAGACUACAUUUGUCUGAAUAUUUUCAAGUAAAAACUUGUUUUGUCUCAAUAACAAUAACAAUUUAGUAAUAUAAUCUUUACAAAUCAGUCCUUAAAAGUUUAAAACAAAUUACAAAAGGCAAAUAAUCUGCCGAAAUGAUCUGCAAAUGUAUUAAAACAUGUACUUUUAAUAUUUAACAAAUAUUUGCUAGUAAAUACGCCAAGCAGCUUUAAAUAUUACAUAAACAGCACAAAUAUAUUUCAUUCGACUUAAGCUUAACAAAGAUUAAAAAAGUUGUAACAUGCAAGGUUGAAUAGUAAAUUAUUAUGAGAAUUAAUUCAGAAUAUUGAGUAAGGACGUGAUAUAAAGAUAAGUUUAUUGCAGUGUGACGUGUCUGAAAGUAAAAGAAAUGUAUUUUAAUUAAAUUGACACUUAUUCAUAAUAAUACGAUUUAAAAAAGUAAAAGAAAUUAUGUCAUGAUAAACAUAAGUAAUAAAAUGUAUUGUAAUUGAAGAAAAA